Messenger RNA from Klebsormidium nitens, 420 nucleotides. Lineage: Eukaryota; Viridiplantae; Streptophyta; Klebsormidiophyceae; Klebsormidiales; Klebsormidiaceae. The record is from the annotation of a GenBank genome assembly.
AUGUGCAUGCACUGCUGUCAAAUUGACAUUUUGUUGAAAAGUCAGUCGAGGCAGGGAACCACCGGGGCAGCUGCAAAAGGGAGGGGCAAAGGGAACGGGGCAGCAAGCUCGUUCUUGCAAUCCGCAGGCUGUGAAGAAGUUCGAUCGACCAAGCCGUUCCGUCGGGAUUCCGUUGGUGUUCCGUUGGGGUUCCGUCUGCUGAUCUGGGCAGUGUCCUUCCGUUCCUGUUGGUGGUUUCGAAGGGCCGGGAACAAGCUGGAAGGAUGGACGAGGCGACUCUCUACAAUUCCGUUCCUCCUCGAAGUUCACAGAGAACAAGCUCGUCGAUCCCCUCCGGCUUCAAAUCCGGUUCUAGUUCCGUCCGUGUUCCCCGGUUCAAAGGCCGAGAACACCGACGCUUGGAAGGUGCCUUUCAUCUAA